This is a messenger RNA of Lonchura striata (white-rumped munia), 2779 nucleotides long. It is a transcript of the gene ADORA2A, whose product is annotated as adenosine A2a receptor. The record is from RefSeq and is a predicted model, not a curated record. Gene Ontology annotation, molecular function: G protein-coupled adenosine receptor activity. Lineage: Eukaryota; Metazoa; Chordata; Aves; Passeriformes; Estrildidae. Gene Ontology annotation, cellular component: plasma membrane. Gene Ontology annotation, biological process: adenylate cyclase-activating G protein-coupled receptor signaling pathway; G protein-coupled adenosine receptor signaling pathway.
UCCAGGGAUAUCCCUGAUGUGCCCAAGGUGUCACUCAGGCAGUGCCAGCAAAGAGAAGGAGGAUUCCCAUUGUGUUUGGAGCAGCCUUCACUCUUCUCUGUAGCUCCCAGCUGCCUGGCUGAGCCAGCCCAUGAACCAGCCUGCCUCCUGACUGGGGUGGUAGUGGCAGCUGGGAAGAGAAGAGAGUGAAGCUGCUCUGGGUGUGCAGCCUGACCCGGCGUCCCCUCAGCACUGCACGGGGCCACCAGCCCUGUGUGCUACAGCUGCAGGCUUCGACUCGCUGGAGGAAACUGCAAGUGAAGAAGUUUAAUGUUUGCUUCAGCUGAAGAGAAUAUUUCCCAAGUCCUGGUGGGAAAAGGUGAAAAAGAGGACCAGAGGAUGUUGCUAUGGUAUGGAGAUGACAGGAAGCCAUGACUAGAAGGGGGAUUGUCAACAGGAAACCAAGCACCGCAGCCAAUGUGGCUCUGAUGUACAGUACAGCUGCUGCACUGCGCUGCCUGCUGGACUCUGAGGCCUGGGGAGCACUGCCUGUCCCCAAGAGAGAUUCUCCUGUCCAUUUGUCUGCUGGAGUCUGAAUUAUUCUGCACCUGGUUAAUCCACUUUGCUGGAGCUGGCAGACCCUGGGCUUUUUUUCUUGACACCACCUACCUGAACAGCUAUGGGGAGAAAACCGUGUGUGUGAGCAGCCUUCCUGGGCUGGCAGCCGAGCACUCCACAGAGCCCAGGCAGCUUUGAGGGGUCUUGGCUGUUCAGUGCUCUGCAGAUAUGAACGCUGAGCUUUGGGCCUGGUUGUUCUCACCAUGCUAGUACAUGGGAAGGACGACUUCCUCUCAGACAUAGCCUACAUCAUCCUGGAACUGAUCAUCGCUGUGCUGGCCAUCCUGGGCAACAUCCUGGUCUGCUGGGCCGUCUAUUUGAACAGCAACUUGCAGAACGUCACCAACUAUUUUGUGGUGUCCCUGGCUGCAGCUGACAUUGCUGUGGGGGUGCUGGCAAUCCCCUUUGCCAUCACCAUCAGCACUGGCUUCUGUGCCUUCUUCUAUGGCUGCCUUUUUAUAGCCUGCUUUGUCCUGGUCUUGACUCAGAGCUCCAUCUUCAGUCUCCUUGCUAUUGCCAUUGACAGAAUCAUUGCCAUCCGAAUACCCCUCAGGUACAAUGGCUUGGUGACCGGCUCUCGAGCCAAAGGCAUCAUUGCCAUCUGCUGGGUGUUGUCCUUCAUCAUUGGCCUGACCCCAAUGCUGGGGUGGCACAAGCGUGCCCAGAUCGAAGAGCUGGGUUCCAACUGGUCCUCUCCCAUCAACUGCAGCAACAGCAUGGUGGCGUGUCUCUUUGAGGCUGUUGUCACCAUGGAGUACAUGGUCUACUACAACUUCUUUGCCUGCGUGCUCCUGCCCCUCCUUCUCAUGUUUGGUAUCUACUUGAAAAUCUUCAUGGCAGCCCGGCGCCAGCUCAAGCAGAUGGAGAACAAGAUGGUACACGGGGAACGUUCCCGCUCCACGUUGCAGAAGGAAGUCCAUGCAGCCAAGUCUUUAGCCAUCAUUGUCGGGCUGUUUGCAGUCUGCUGGCUUCCACUACACAUCAUUAACUGCUUUACCCUUUUUUGCCCAAAUUGCGCCCACGCUCCCCUCUGGCUGAUGUAUCUGGCUAUUAUCCUGUCUCACGCUAACUCGGUUGUAAACCCCCUAAUUUAUGCCUACCGCAUCAGGGAGUUCCGACACACCUUCCGUAAAAUCAUCAGCCAGCACAUCCUGGGCCGCAAGGAGCCGUUCAAAGCGGGAGCAGCCAGCUCCAGGACUUCCACCCACGGCGGGGACGCAGAGAACGCCAGCAUACGGAUCAGUGAGUAUGCACUAGAGGUAUACACCAACGGAGAGAUCCACAGGGAUCCCGAAAAGCAGGACUUAAACAAAUGCAAAGCUGGCUUGGAAUGGCACCAGAAUGGAAAUGCUCUGGACUUGGAGACAAAUGGGCAUCUGCCACAUUCCUGCAAAAAUGGGAUUCUCUCAGAUGCAUGCCUGAACAGGGAGCUUCACAGUGAAGAGCUAAUUGAUGCCCAGGUGUCUUAUUCAGAUCUGGAAAGAGCAGCCUUUGCUGCAGCUGAUGUUUCCUGAUGAGACUUUUGAAGUUUUCCUGGUAGAAUUAUUUUUUUUUUCCAUUGGUGACCUCUGCCAUGGCAGAACAGAGGUUGGGGGGUGGGGGGAGAGCAGUGUAUUCAGAUCGCUGUGGAGAAAGGGGUCCAUAUCCAGGACUAUUGGAUGAUCCUAAAUACCAGACUGGAGAAAAGCCAAGAGAUCACUGAAGUGGACUAAGGAAGGAGGGACAAGUUACCCAUCAAUGACCUGUCACCAAGAGCAGUGCCAAGGUCGAGGAUGGCAUUCCAAGUUCAGCACUGGGAGACUGCUGAUGCAGGGAUUUCAGGACACUUUGCUGUACUGUGCCUGUGGUUGAGUGUUGGUUUCGCUGUCUUUACCAAUGGAAAUAGAAGCGUGGCUGGAAGUACUCCCUGAAUAACAAAGAGCAACUGGAAUGGCCUCUGAGUACUGUGGCCCUGCAACAAGCAGAAGAGGAGAUAGCAAAAUCUGUUAUCAGGAAGGAUGCCAGGAGCUGCUUGGAGAGGGAAGGAAUUUACCUGAUGGGAACUCGAUACUUUCAAACAUGGCACUUUGUCUUUCAUUUUGUGUUCUUAAAGCUUAUACUGCAACAGGUUGCUCAAAUGGUUUUUUCCCACAUGAUGAUAAGGUUACUUUAUGUUAACUUAUAAAAGAUGGGCAAGAACUCA